Molecule: messenger RNA, 1423 nt
Organism: Fusarium oxysporum Fo47
Lineage: Eukaryota; Fungi; Ascomycota; Sordariomycetes; Hypocreales; Nectriaceae
Product: DHS-like NAD/FAD-binding domain-containing protein
Exons: 1
Coding region: 93-1388 (431 amino acids)
Source: RefSeq, a predicted model, not a curated record
GCCUGGGAUGUUUUCAACCAACUCAUCGAUGUAUCGACAACAUCAUCCAUGCUGAGGCAGGACCACGGCUACGGGAAGAGUGCUUCCAGCGGAUGCAGGCCAGAGGGAAAGAGCUUGAGCCUGGAGAGGUACUUGUCACUGAAGGUCAUGCUCUCUUCGCUUCUUCAGUAAUGCAUACCGUUGGGCCACAGCUAAAGAGAGGUGCUUCACCUACAGAGACCGAGAGAAGGCAACUGGCGAAGUGCUAUGAGUCAAUUCUUGAAGCGUUGGAGCUUUUACCGUCUGACGAAGAUGGUAGCAAGUCUAUUGCUCUUUGUUGCAUUUCGACAGGCUUGUUUGCAUUUCCAGCCGAUGAAGCAGCUGAGAUAGCAGUGUCAACCGUCACGUCCUGGCUUCAGAAGCAUCCGUCAACGACGAUUACAGACGUUAUCUUCAACACGUUCACCCAAUCAGAUACCGAGCUGUACUCGAAAGUUCUUGGACCUUCACCUACAAAAUCGAUCUCGCCCGUCGAAAAUACGCCGCAAGGUUCUCUCAGCUUAGCACGCGAGUGGCUAUCCUCAGCAGAAGCUGUCCUCGUCACAGCCGGCGCAGGUCUAUCAGCCGCAGAAGGCCUGGACUAUCACUCCCGAGACCUCUUCAAGAGGAACUUCCCAGGAUGCCUCAAAUUUGGUUUGACAUCACUAUACAGUGUCUUUGGCUUCAACGACUGGCCUUCGGAGGAGCAUCGAUGGGGAUAUUUCUUCACUCAUUUAAAUAUGGUAGCGAACUGGUCAAACACGCCGACUUACCAAACUUUGAUCCCAUGGCUGAGGAAUUUUGGGCAAGAGGCGUUUGUGCGCACGUCAAAUGCUGACGGGCUGUUUCUCGCCAAUGGCUGGUCGAAAGAGCGACUUUCUACGCCGCAAGGCUCGUAUGGAUAUUUACAGUGCCUGAAUAACUGCAGAGUCGACGCUGUCGUGUCAUCGGCUCCUCUUGUAGCUGAUGCAAUGCCUCACAUUGAUAAGGCGACGCAAAAGCUGAUGGAUUCAAGCAAAAUUCCUCUCUGCCGGUUCUGCGGCUCGAAAAUGAGUAUCUGCGUUCGAGCGGGCUCGUGGUUCAAUCAAGCGCCCUACCAAGAAGGCGAAGCUCAAUGGAAAGCAUGGAAAUCUCGGGUUCUAAGAGAGAACAAGAAUUUGGUGAUUCUGGAACUUGGUGUCGGAAUGAAUACGCCUGGAGUAUUGCGAUGGCCGAAUGAAGAUUUGGUGAUGCGAAGUGACGGGCGAGUCAAGCUGAUUCGUGUUGGCAUGGGCCCAGAGGCGAUGGUGCCAUGGGAGCAGGAAGAUGAGGGUCUGAGCACUUGUAUUCAAGGCGACAUCGGGCGCGCGAUUCCUCUGUUGCUGGAAUGAAGCGGCGAUCGCCAAUUAUUUGUAGAAGAAUUAAU